Molecule: messenger RNA, 738 nt
Organism: Aspergillus steynii IBT 23096
Lineage: Eukaryota; Fungi; Ascomycota; Eurotiomycetes; Eurotiales; Aspergillaceae
Exons: 2
Coding region: 250-675 (141 amino acids)
Source: RefSeq, a predicted model, not a curated record
AUAGUACUGAAGAUUGCGGGGAUUCUACUCACUUCAGAUACUAUGAAUAUCUCUACUGCAGUUUCACUAUGAGUGUGAAUGCCUGAUCCCGGAGAGGAGAAUUUGCCAUCUCCUGAUGGCUAUAAAAUCACCCGUCUAUGCUUCUUCCUCUCUGUCUCUUCCACAAGCCGACACCUGUUUACUGUGAGCCCCAUUUAUUCUACUGGGCACAAUACCACCUAUUAGAUACAUUCAAUAUUCAGAAAAACGAUGAAGUUCUUUGGAUUGGUUCUGCUGCUCGCAGCCCUCGUGGCCUCGCGUGCUGUUGUUCAUCCGGAUGACAGGAGUGACCUCACUCAGAUCAUCCGAGACGUCUCUCCGCCUACCGCCACUGCUCCCGAAUUGGUGACUCGAGAACACGAAUCCGAAGACACCGAUAACACCUUUGAAGAUGUCUCCCUGAACCCGAUGGUUCCUACUAAAACCGAGCCUAGCGAAGACACAGACGACGAAGAUACCGAAGCCGAUGAAAAGGAAGACCGUGAUGGCCUAGUCGUCCGGAAAGUCAACCGGAAGGAGACCUGCGCUAGCGCCAGAGGUUGCCCCCUCAAUACCUACUGCUGUUACGGUGCCAAACACUGCUGUCUCAACAAGAAGAGCCCCUAUGGGCUCAGCUAUUAUAAUCCGUGGGCGUGAGCUGCCCCGGGAGGUUUUGGGGUUGGUGGAUGAUUGGUUUCUUCCCUGUUUUUGGUUCUGUGG